AUGGACAAAUCCAAUGGAAAAUACGCCGAACUCAAUCCCCGUGCCUCCAUGGGCCCCUCUAUGCGCCUAUCUAUCGUUGGCGAUGAGGAAACCUGCGAUGCCCCCAUUCCAAAUACCUUAGAUGUUCCAGGACGUUUGUCGAUAGUAUCAUUGCCGAACUCCGAAACAAUCUCGAUCUCAUCUGCCCCAAGGGAGACUCAAAAUUAUCGCCACAGCUUUGCUGUUUUUGACUCAACAGUUAGACCUCGACCGACAACUGCCCCGAGUCGGCCCUCAAGCAUUGCGAAGCCACGAGUAUCUGAUGCGUCAACCCAGCCGAUUGAUUCCGCCCCUCACCUUCAUGUCGACUCGACCCUCGGAUCACCCCCAUCAGGAACAGCAUCCUCGAACCCUGCCAUUCGCGUCGAAGCUCCCUACGAGGGACCAUCCGGUCCUUCCCACCCUUAUCAGAUGUACAACCAGAGGCCUGUCAGCACUUCAACCACAUCAGCAUCGCUAGCUGGUGCCGAUCAAGCAUAUUUGGGGCAAGGUGGCCCGACGUACCCGUACACGAUGUAUCCCCAAGCCACCUCAGGAUCGGGCGAUGGCCAGUCUUCCACCAUACCCGUUGGAUUCCCCAGUAGCGCAUCAAAUGCAUAUCAACAAACAGUCGACACUCCAACCAAUGGGUCUAGCUCUUUUUCCGUAGCGACUCUUACCCAUGCUGAGGAGCUACCUCCAUACUCUAGAUAUCCUGUGAAUACUUUUGCGCCAAAACCGGCAGAAGCAGAGCAAAGGGCCAACACCCCAAGUUCUGUAACCAUAGAGCCGUUACCAGCCUCUAACUUAACACCGCCGUCAACAAAUGCCCCUUCUCCCGUUGUAUCGCCUAUCCAGGGCGCUGGUGGCCUUGGUUUGGCUACUAGAGACCCAGAAUUCUCUUCAACCUCGUCUGACUUAGACUCGCCACGGCUCUCCACCCGUAGCUUUACCUCCGAUGGGAGCCAGCGCGAAAUACACUCGACGCCUCCCGAGGAGAACGAGAAGGAAUCUAUGAAGACCUGGCAGAAGCGGGCUAUGAAGAAAAUGUGGGGAUCGUGCCGUACUGGGCCAUCGGGUUGCUGGCCAUCGCACUCGUUUUAA
Messenger RNA from Parascedosporium putredinis, 1122 nucleotides. The record is from the annotation of a GenBank genome assembly. NCBI's taxonomy places the organism in Eukaryota, Fungi, Ascomycota, Sordariomycetes, Microascales, Microascaceae.